UGGGCUCAUGCUUUUAUGCCCUCGGGUGGGUCUUAAACGUAUUCGAGUAAACUGGCAACCCGCCAUGAGUCGUGCGUUGGGACGCUGACACGCAGAACAUGUAGAGGACGAACACGCAGAGUGCUAGAAGAUGUCCGUGGCUGUGAAAGAGCGGCGCGCGCGGCCGGCGGUGGGGAGGAGAGCGGCCAGAUGCGUGUGGGCGCUUUUUCCUCACGCGGUGCUCAUCCUCUCUCUCAUCGGAUACGCCGUGCUCGGUGCCGUAGUCUUCCAGGAGCUCGAGGGAAGACCGAGAAAUGGCACGAAUGAGUACCGAAAUUUCGUGCGCCAAGUCGUCGCGACCGUGCGCAAUCACACCGAUGAGUCUGAGGAGGUUCUCAUGGGUGCUGUAGAGCAGAAGAUCAGAGGGGGAUACCAAUCUGUGUGGUCUCAGAGUCAUGAAAACUGGACCUUUUAUGGCUCUCUCUUCUUCUGCUGCACCGUCUUCACCACUGUGGGUUAUGGAGAGAUCUACCCAGUGACUGGUCCUGGAAGAGCAGCAUGUAUCAUCUAUGCCAUGCUGGGAAUUCCACUCAUGCUCUUAGUCAUUUCAGAUGUUGGUGACAUUCUAGCAAUGCUCGUCUCCAACGGUUACCAAAGGUUACACUCUUCCUGCAAACAUCUUCUCACUCGGGUGAGAAACCUCUGCAGAACCCAGGAACGUGUCGCAAUUCAUAAUAGUAUCUACACCCCCAGUCAGGAAAUAGUGGUGAGUAAACCAAUGGACAUUCGUGAAGUGAUGCUCAAACAGUCAGGUGUUAAGCAAAAAUCCAGCCAGUUUCUCAAAAAUGUCGCAAUCUUUGAGAGGAUCAUUGAACGGGAGAAAUUUGGUCAGAAUGGACCUCUGGUGCGCACGUGUUCUUGCCCCGAGCUCAAUCGGAUGCCACCUGUGCCUUUGGGCUUCAAGAUGUGGGAUUUUUCUACCAUAGGCCAAGAGAUGGAGAGUUUGAAUGUGCCGUUCUUGUUGAUCCUGUUCGUCGUCUUUGCUUAUAUACUGAGCUGGGCGCUGAUCCUGCCACUGUGGGAGACGGACUUAUACUGGUUCGAUGCGUUCUACUUCUGCUUCAUAACGCUUACAACUAUUGGUUUUGGUGACAUUGUGCCCAAGCACCCCAAGUUCUUCAUGCUGACCUUCCUCUUCAUCAUCACAGGCAUGGCCAUUAUGAGCAUGGCCUUUAAGUUGGGUCAGUCACGUAUCAUCAGCUUUUAUCACCGCUGCAUCGGCUGCGUCAGCUGCCUCGGCGUGGGAAAGAAGGGCAAGUACAAGGUUCAGAAAAUGGAAAUUGGGCAUGUUGAAAAUGUCGAGAAUCCAUGAGGAAAGUAGACAAAUGUUUUUUUUUUUUCUGUUCUAAAUCUUCUUACUGAUUUUUGUCAGUGUUUGAGCUUCCACAAGCUGCAAGGAAGGUUAGAUAGAUGGAUGAAUUAUGAGUAUUUAUGAUGCACGGGCGUGGGGUAAAGUUCAGUUUUUUACAUUUCUCCCUAAAGAAUACUGGAUAUUGUUGGAGUACAAUGGAGAUCUGCAUUGUGAGACCAACUGGUUUGCAGCCCUGACAGCAUUAACGUUAUGGUGCAAACAAAUUUUUAUCUUUUUCUCUCUUACAGUUUUUAUGGCCAUGAAGUGGUGGAACAGCACCGAAAUAUUCAGUAUUCAGCUUCCAAAGCAGAGCCAGAACUCAUUUCUGGACCAAAAUGUUACUAAACUUGUCUGUUUUAUCAUUAACGCAGAGCCGAAACAGUAUUUUCCUGAGCUGCGUUAAUAUUACAUAAAUAGCGAGUACGAAAUAAAUUCAACUGAAAUGCACCAACUAAUACAAACUGUGGACAUCUUUAUACAGUUUAAUAUACUUUUUCACCACAGCCCCUUUAAAUAAUUAUGUCACUUUAAACCAACUGUGUGCUAAGGGUCACAGCAGCACAGAGGAAAUUUUACACCACAGUCUUUUGCCUUAUUCGUGCUCUUGUGGUGUGAUCGUGAAGUUUUAGACCUAACAUAAACCGAUUGUAAUUUCCCUGAUUAUUUUCUGCUGGGACCUUGAAAAUCUGCUUUUUGUAUGCCAUAGUAUAGAAAUUGUAAGUUCUUGAACCAGGACUAGGCUCUUGAUUAAGCCCCAAUAUGUUUACACUGCAUGUCAUCAGACCUGCAGGUCACUUUGCAUGUGCAAAAUGAGUUUGUUAACCCAUAUAUCCACAUAACUAAAUAAGGCAUCACAUGUGAUGUAAAGAUAAUGUAAGAAACCCGGUGGUUUAGUAACAUCUACUGUAAAAGGAAACCUACUACCUAUGACAAACACAUCCUGUCUAGAAAAACAAAACAUUCUUGUACAAUAUUGUUGCGUAUUUGCCUUUGUAUUUCAAGCAAACCUACAUGAUAAAGUAGUGCUGUCAACUGCUAUAGGUUGUACAAAUCAGUUAAAAAUAACCGAUAGUAUGAUUAAUAAUAUUUCACACGUGAGUCAUGUUAUUCUGGAUUUUCCUUAGGAUUAGAUGACACGAUACCACACCGGCACCUUGGGUAGAUCAACGAGUUAACAGAAUCAUAAUCAAUUACAAAAGAAUGAACGAUAUAAUAUUAAAUUUGGGUUUACCGGAAGCGUUGGAUAUGCUCCAGUAUACGUCCUUUACCCGAAGAAGCCCACAGAGUUAUAUUACAUGUUACAGUUAGAUUGGGGGAUGUGGUAGUCUAGUGGUUAAGGUGUUGGACUACAUGAGUUUGAAGCUGCCACUGCUGGGCCCCUGAGCAAGGCCCUUAACGUUCAGUUGCUUGGUUGUAUAAAUUGAAAUAAAUUGUAAGCCACUCUGGACAAGGAUGUCUGCUAAAUGACAGAAAUGUAAAUAUUACAAGAACCAUCAUAGCUUGUCACAUACCUGUAUACUGUAGCUGUAUUCAUAUUGACACUUAGUGUGUUGGGAGUAAUAGUAAUGUAAUUUACUGACAAGUUCAUACAGUCAUUCUGAGAUCUUAGCUGAAACUUCAUUGGUAUUUCCAAAUGUAGACAUAUCUCAGAACACAGAGUUGGGUUAAAUGUCUUGCUUACACGAUUUCUAUCCGGUUUACAAUUUUCCACUGAGCUUUCAGCGCGCGUAAAAGCCGUAUCGACGCUCUCGUUGCAAGUGCAUUUGAUGUGGGUCGUUCUUUUCUUUAAAACACCUUACUUUCUUGAAAUCACAUGACACAACAGAAAAUGAAACUGUAUUCUGUUAUUGUUUCACUGCCAUCACACUGAAUGUAUUUUUAUUCACGUGACCAAAUAAAUUUGACAUGCUUAUCUGACCUAGAUUGCAACUUGUGGACGCAACAUUCUGUUUAAAUGACCCUUAAUAUGACAAAUGAUUAAUAUGAGUUUCCUGCCAUCCCAAAUUUUAUCAGUAUUAAAUAAACGUUUUGCCAUUUU
Messenger RNA from Tachysurus fulvidraco (yellow catfish), 3428 nucleotides. RefSeq names its product potassium channel, subfamily K, member 18 (gene kcnk18). The coding region runs from base 131 to 1351 and encodes 406 amino acids. Gene Ontology annotation, cellular component: membrane. Gene Ontology annotation, molecular function: potassium ion leak channel activity. The transcript has 3 exons. Gene Ontology annotation, biological process: potassium ion transmembrane transport; stabilization of membrane potential. The record is from RefSeq and is a predicted model, not a curated record. NCBI's taxonomy places the organism in Eukaryota, Metazoa, Chordata, Actinopteri, Siluriformes, Bagridae.